This is a messenger RNA of Trichomonas vaginalis G3, 6760 nucleotides long. Its product is annotated as male fertility factor KL5 family. Gene Ontology annotation, cellular component: dynein complex. The transcript has a single exon. The record is from RefSeq and is a predicted model, not a curated record. Lineage: Eukaryota; Parabasalia; Trichomonadida; Trichomonadidae. Gene Ontology annotation, biological process: microtubule-based movement. The annotation marks the transcript as partial. Gene Ontology annotation, molecular function: dynein intermediate chain binding; dynein light intermediate chain binding; ATP binding.
AUGAGCGAAGAGAGUUCUGUAUUCACAGAAUUUCGAAAUCUUUGCAUCAGUUUCGAUAAAGGCCAGGAUCAGUCUCAGAAAGAGGAGAAAAAGAAUCUCCUCGAGAAAGUCGAAACCAUCUAUCUACAGAUGAGUCGUCUUGAUGUUGCAUCCUUAGGCUCACUUGCCGAGGCUUUUGCUAUAAUGGAUACUACUUCGCAAGCUAUUGAUAGAAUUUGGACAGAUUGCACUAUAUAUUCCUCUGACCAAGUUCUAAAAUUAAUGAAUUAUAUAUCAUCAGAUCUUUCUAAAUUCGUUAUCGCAUCAGUUGCAUCAUUUAAAUUAUUUGACAAUACAAAAUCAUCACGUACAUUAGCUUUAUGUUCCCAAAUACUCUCAAAAUGGUACAAUCAAGCAAUAACUUUUACAACAACACAAUGGCCUCAAUUUACUCCAAGGCCAUGGAAUUCAGGCAAAUACGAAAACCCUGAAAUCGCACAAUUAUAUUAUCGUGUAAACUUUUUCGCAGAAUACAGGCGCUCUUUCUUCUACUGUGCCCAAUUCAAGCAGAACUUUAUGCCACCAAAUAUCCAAAACAUUGGUGGACAUAUUGAGCUCACUGAAGAUAAAUGGAACGAAAUUACUUCUUUUCUCAUGGGCCAUUUGAAAUCAUUGCUAUUCGGUGACGGUGGCGUAAUUGAUAACGUUAAUGCACAAUUAAAAUCCGUAUCAGAUAGCCAAGAUGCUUUAGCUUCUUUAAUUCAAUCUUUAUCUUUUCUCAAGAAUUUCCCAGAGUUUACAAAAGUCGUUCAACCUUACGAAGAAACACGCGAUAAAUUAUUCCUUACAUUCUUAGACCUUAUUAAAGGCCAAUUACCACAACAUCAAAGCGAAGACCCAACAGAUACUGUUGGAACAAUCUGGAUUCUUCAUCAAAUACAAUACUGCAGAGCUUUUAUGGCAAAAAUCCAAAAUCCUGCUCAAAAUGUUACAGAUGAAUGCAAUAAUGUCGUUAAUUUAUUUGAAAAAUCCGUCGAAAAGUCAUAUCUCGCUUGGUAUAAGCAGCUCAGCUCGAAACUUGACUCAGUUGAUUUUACAAAACCAUUAUUUACAUUUGAAUUUAAUUCUUCGUCAAAAUUAGCAUCACUUGCCUUCCCAGAAGAAUUCACAAACUAUAUGGAUCAAGCUGCCGACCUCACAGCCUUAAAGAAACGCAUUCCAAACGAACUUCAAGCAAAACUCAAGAAAGUUCGCGACCAGAAAGGCUACUACUGCUCAAUCAAGCAAGUUUGUGAUUACUACAAUGCAACAAUUCUCUCAAUUAUUCGACCACUUCGAAGAUUACUUAUUCAAUACGUUGAUCAGUUUAUUAACUCCUUCCAAUCGAUUGUUUCCGUUGAUUUUACAUUCCCUGAGAAUGUUGAGCAGUUUAUUGGCUCAAUAUUGAAGCAAGCGAAAGAUUUGGAUAAUACAAACAACCAAAUGCUUUCAAUUCAUAAGAAAUUCAUUGCUGAUAUCUCCAAUUUGUUCGAUUGCAGCUUAAUUACAGGCGAAGAGAAGUGGAAAGAGACAUUACGUUCAAUUCGUAACCAAAUUUACGAAAUUUAUCGUAAUGGCCUUACAAAUGUCAAGCCAUGGAUGAAGCAUCUUAAUGCCCAGAUCUACAAAGCUCUUGAUUACCAAUUUGACAAGACUUUGAUGACAAUGGAAAAUGAUGUUCAAAAAACAACAGUUGAAAUAUCAUAUAACGUUGAUUCUCGUACAGUUAUUUUUGAACCAUCACUUGGCAAUCUCCGCCAACAACUUUACAACCAAAUUACAAAAUUAAUUUCAAUUCCUUCGCAUUUCGCCGGAGUCACGCUUUCCCAGAAGACCGAUGCAGCAUCAGAGUUCGCAGCCAUCAUCCAUGGUCACACAGACUCCAUAGAACAGCUUUAUCAGCGUACAGAAAAACUUAUUAAUACAAUUUCAGGUUGCACCAAGCAAUUAAACACCUGGAUUGCAUUAGGCGCAAUCGCCGACUUCGAUGCUCGCAUUUCCACCAUGUUCAGCUCUCCAGAAGAGUUCCGAACAAAUCUGAAUUUUGUAUCUAUCCGCGAAAGUGAAAUUGAACAACUUCCAGACACCCAACAGUUCGAGUUCAUCACUAUUUCCUACAAACUCGCGAAAGCAAGCUUCAGAAAGCUUGUUACAGAGUACAAACGUUCGAUUUGCAAUUUGUUGAGAAAAUCUCUUGACAACGACAUCUCAACUGUCAUGGAUUUCAUCAACAACUCAUUAGCUUCUGUACAAACAUCAGUACAGACAAGUGAAGAAGUCCGCAAAUCCCGUGAAAACAUUGUUGCUCUUUCCAAAAUGGUCAAUGAUUAUUCUAAAACAUUCCAAUCUAUUCGUGCAAAAUCAUCUUUGUUGAUGAUUCACGAUCAGCAAAGUCGCCAAUCCCUUCAGUUCCAGAUAGAUUCAAUACAAAGCCACUGGGAAAUCUUCAGAGGUACAUUGCAAGACCAGAACAAAGUCAUUACUCAGCAAAUGAGAACUUUGAAGACAUUGAUGUCCCAGAAAAUUGAUGAUUUCCAGAGAAGAACUACAUCAUUCAAACUCAAGUGGGAAGAGAGGAAACCAAAGGAUGUUGACUUCAAGAACGAAGCAGCUGUUAAGAAAGCAAUUAACACUGUCAAAGAAACUAAAAACGGAUUGGAAGAGUUCAAGAAAGAAAGAGAUCUUCUGUUGGAAGAAGAAGCAAGUUUCGGUGUCAAACAAGAAAGACAAUUCCCUGACAUUAAAGAAGUCUCUCAGCAGCUGAAAGCAUUCGAAUCAACAUGGUUAUUAGUUGAUAAAUGGCAGACAUCGUUAGAUGAAAUGUCACAUGAAGAUUGGGUUACUUUUAGAACUCAUAUUUUCGAUUUGGAAGAGUUUUUGCAACAAUGGGAACAAACAGUGAAUUCUGUUCCUCAAAGCGAAGUUUCCAAUUACGUUUUGGAUCAAGUUCACACAUUAUUGAAAGCUUAUCCAUCAAUGAAAUACGUAAGAGGAGAUAACUGGGUUGCAGAACAUUGGGAAGAGCUCGGAAUCAUCAUCAAAUUCCCAAGACCAAUGAAAAUCAAUGAUCUCAAACUCGCCGACAUCCUUAACUCCGCUGAUAAAAUCAGAAUCAAUGAGCACAAAAUCAAGCAAUUGUGCGAAAGAGCAAAAGGAGAAGGAACAAUAAGAAGCGCGCUCAGAGAAAUCAGAGAAUGGAACAUGCACACGGAAUUCAUUUUGUUCGAACAACAAGGUGUUCCUGUCAUCAAGGAAUGGAAGGAUUUGUUGACACAAGUUUCAGAUAUGCAGGCAACAAUCCAAUCUCUGUCUUCCCUUCAAUACGCUGAAGCUUUCGAAAGUGAAAUUCAAUUGUGGACAACAAAAUUCACUACUUUACAUGAGACGCUUUUACUCUUAAACCAAAUUCAGAGGAAAUGGCUUCAUUUAGCACCAAUUUUCUCUUCUGGAGCUUUACCCAGCCAUACAGAAAAGUUCAAUGCUCUUGACAACCAAUUCAGAAGUUUGAUGAACGAUACAAAGAAAGAUCCACAAGUCACUUCACUUCUCAACAAAUACGAUAUUGUUUCAUUGUUGAAAGGACUGUUAGAAGGCUUAGAUGCAUGCCAGAGUGCAUUAACAGCAUUCCUUGAGAGCAAAAGACAAGGAUUUCCAAGAUUAUACUUCAUUGGAGAUUUCGAUUUACUCGACAUUCUCGGAAAAGUCAAAGAUUCUCCUGAUGUUGUUCAAACACAUCUCAAGAACUUGUUCCAAGGUAUUUCCUCUGUUGUUUUCGAUGACAACAAGAAAUUGGUCGCUUUCUGUUCCUCUCUUGGCGAAAAAGUUUAUUUACCAGAGCCAAUUUUCACAAAUUCAUCAGUUGAAGUUUGGCUGAAUGAAUUGUGUGUUAAACAACAAAAGGCAUUGAUGCAAUCUCUAUCAGAUUACGUACAAGGAAAGAGCUUCACGACAAAGAAAUUCCCAUCACAAAUUGUCCAAGUCGGUGAAGCAAUUAAAUACACAAGUGAUAUGAUUGCAUCAAUUCCUCACAGACAAUUAAGAGAUUGUUACAAGUCUUAUCAGCAGAAAUUACAUGCAAUUGCUGAUUUCAGGAAGAAACCAUUAGAAGUAAGUGAUGUUUCAAGCUCAAUCAACACGGAAACAACAGAUGAAAGUGAAAUCUCAUUGAUUAAAUGCUUGAUUAUUGAUUUCGUCCAAUAUACAAGUGUCAUGGAAGAACUCCAGCAAUACGAUGUUGCUUCCUUAGAUAACUUCCAAUGGUUAAGGAGAAUCAAGUACUUCUUCGAGAACGACAAAUGCGUAAUCAGAAUGUGCGAUGGAACAUUUGAUUACGGUUACGAAUACCAAGGAAAUGCUCCUAAACUUGUUCACACUCCUUUAACUGAUAUCUGUUGGUCAACACUUUGUGAAGGUAUGCACUUAGGUUUUGCAGGAAAUCCAUACGGUCCUGCAGGUACAGGUAAAACAGAAUCAGUUAAAGCACUCGGACAAGCAAUGGGAAGACAGGUUUUGGUAUUCAACUGCGGUGAUGGUAUCGAUGUCAAAUCAAUCUGUAGAAUAUUUACAGGUUUAGUACAAUGCGGUGCUUGGGGUUGCUUCGAUGAAUUCAACCGUCUCGAUGAACUUGUUUUGUCCGCUGUUUCCCAGCAAAUUCAAGCAAUUCAAACAGCAAUUCUCAAGAAGAAAGAAAACGUUGCUCUUUUAGGAAAAACAAUUCCUUUGGACUUGAAAUCCGGUAUCUUCGUAACAUUGAAUCCUGCAGGCAAAGCAUACGGUGGCAGAUCUAAACUUCCUAACAACUUGAAGGCUUUGUUUAGAUCUGUUUCAAUGUCUGCACCUGAUAAAGCAUUGAUUGGCGAAAUCAUGCUUUAUUCUGAAGGUUUCCAGGCUUCAACAGAACUCGCUCAAAGAUUGACAACAACAUUCUCUUUGGCCGACCAAUUAUUGUCUAAACAAAGACACUACGAUUGGGGCUUACGUGCUCAGAAGACAGUUCUCAACAUGGCUGGCCAAUGGUUAAGAGAAAGCGAUGGAAGCCAAAAUGAAGCGGAUAUUGUUAUCAGAGCUUUGUUAUUCGAUACAUUAGGAAAACUUGAUGACAAAGACAGAUCAUUGUUCUUGGAUAUCGUUAAAGAUAUCUUCAAGACACAAGAUGCAAACGCAAACAACGAGAACUCAUUACAAGAUACAAUAAACGAGAUCAUCAAAGAAAAGAAACUUCAGCCUUCUCAACAACAAUUGACAAAAAUCGCUCUCCUUCACCAACUUCUUCAGCACAGAACAGGUGCUGUUAUCGUUGGCCCAGCAGGUUGCGGUAAGUCAACUGUUUGGAAAGUUCUUGCCGAUGCAUUAACAAAAUCAGGUCAUAAAUGCAAUGUUUGGCAUAUUGUUCCAAAAAGUGACGCUUUAGAAAUGUUGAUGGGUUCCAUUGAUUUAGAUACAAGAGAAUGGACUGAUGGUUCAUUAACUAAAGCAGCAAGAGCAGCAGCUAAACUUCCUCCUGAAGAAUUCGGUUUUAUUGUUUGCGAUGGCGAUGUUGAUCCAGUUUGGAUUGAAUCUUUGAACUCUGUUUUGGAUGAUAACAAACUUUUGACACUUCCAACAGGUGAAAGAAUCCAAUUCGAUAAGAACGUAAAGUUUAUCUUCGAAACACAUUCAUUGCAAUUCGCUUCUCCAGCUACAGUAUCAAGAAUGGGUGUUUUGUUCGUAAAUGCUGUUGAUUUCGAUGUCAAAUUAACAUUCCCACAAUUUACAGAGAAAAUGAACCCAGAAAUCCAAAAGUUGUUCAACAAAUUCAUACCACAAGUCAUUACUUUGUUGCAGCAGAAUGCACAGAACAUGGUUUUCCCAUUAACAGACUUGUCUAUGGUAAGAAACAUUUAUCCACACGUUGCAAAUUCAACAAACGAAACAGACUUUGUUUUAGGAGUUAUAAGAGGUUCUGUUUCAAUGUUGAAUCCAUCAGUUCAUGAGAAAUUCGCAACACUCAUUCUCCAGAACGCUAAAUCUUGCGGUAUCAAGUUCAGUUCGAUGAAGAAUCCAUUAACAUCUUAUGUUGCAAAAGACGGAAAUGUUUCCAAUUUCGAUUACGUCAAAAUGCCAGAUAACGCCUGGAAUGUCACAAAUCCACCGUUCAUCAAAACACCAGAAAGCUGCAGAUUCCUUGCAAUGGCUGAAUCUCAUGUCCAGAUGAAUCAACCUUUGUUAAUUGUUGGUCCAAAGGGAUGUGGAAAGACAACUUUGAUUCAACAAUUAUAUCCAGGAGAUGUCGAAGUUAUUAAUUGCAAUGCUUUGACAAACGCAAAGAUUGUCAUCCAGAGAUUGACAGAGCUUUGUUCUUCAUCACCUGGUGCAAAUGGUAUCAGAAUGAAACCAAGAUCUGGAAAGAAUUUGACAAUUUUCUUCAAAGGAAUCCAAUAUCCAGCAGCUGAUAAAUUCGAAACAGUUCAAUUGCAUUCAUUCAUUAGACAGCUCACACAGCUAAAUGGCUUCAUGAAUGAUGCUCUUGAAUGGGUAGAAUUAGUUGGAAUCAACAUCGUCGCUUCAAUGAAUCCUGGUGAAUCAUUACAAACAAUUUCUGAAAGAUUGAUUUCUCAAUUCAGAAUUGUUGUCAUUGAUUACGUUUCCAGCGAUUCCCUGAAGUUCAUCUAUGGAGAAUACGUAACAAAGAUAUUGCACACAGAACAAGAAUCAACAUGGAACAAUUCAAACCUUUGUUACGAACUCGCAAAAUGCAUCGUAA